AUGGGCCUUCUUUCUUCAGGUCCCAGCCUACUGCUGCUGCUGUUUGCCAGCCUUCCCCUGGCUCUGGGGGACCCCAUGUACUCCAUGAUCACUCCCAACGUCUUGCGGCUGGCCAAUGAGGAGACGGUGCUGCUGGAGGCACACGAGGUGCAGGGGAAGGUCGCGGUCACCGUCUCCGUCCACGACUUCCCCGCCAAGAAGCAAGUGCUGCUCAGCGAGAAGACCGAGCUGACCCCUGAGAACAGCCACAUGAGCAGCGUCACCAUCAAGAUCCCCGCCAACAAGGAUCUGUGGUCCAGCAAGGGGAGCAAGUACGUGGUCAUUCACGCAAGCUUUGGGGCCGCCGUGGUGGAGAAAGUGGUGCUGGUCAGCCAGCAGAGCGGCUACCUCUUCAUCCAGACAGACAAGACCAUCUACACCCCGGGCUCCACAGUCCUCUAUCGCAUCUUCUCCGUGGACCAUGAGCUGCUGCCUGUGGGCCGGACUGUGGUCAUCACCAUCGAGACCCCCGAUGGCAUUACCAUCAAGAGAGAGUCCAUGUCCUCUCCCAACAAGAUCGGCAUCUUGUCUUUGUCCUGGGACAUUCCGGAACUGGUCAACUUGGGCCAGUGGAAGAUCCAAGCGCACUACGAAGACUCCCCGCAACAGGUCUUCUCCACUGAGUUUGAGCUGAGGGAGUAUGUGCUGCCCAGCUUUGAGGUCCAAAUAGAGCCGGCAGAGAAAUUCUACUACGUGGACGACCAGGAGGGCUUCCAUGUCACCAUCACGGCCAGGUUCUUAUAUGGGAAGAACGUGGAAGGAAUGGCCUUCGUCAUCUUCGGCAUGCAAGAUGGUGACCAGAGGAUCUCACUGACACAGUCCCUUUCCCGUGUCUUGAUCGAGGAUGGUACUGGGGAAGCCGUACUGGGCAGAGACGUUCUGCUGAAGGGGGUGGAGCCCUCCAAUGCCGACGCCCUGGUCGGGAGGUCCUUGUAUGUGUCUGCCACUGUCAUCCUGCACUCAGGCAGCGACAUGGUGGAAGCAGAGCUCACCGGGAUCCCCAUCGUAGUCUCCCCAUACCAGAUCCACUUUACCAAGACCCCUAAGUACUUCAAGCCAGCCAUGCCCUUCGACCUCAUGGUCUUUGUGACAAACCCCGAUGGCUCUCCAGCCCACCACGUCCCUGUCAUGGACCCCAACACCAAAGUGCAGUCCCUAACCCAGGAGGAUGGUGUGGCCAAACUGACCAUCAACAUGCCCAAUAGCCGUAGCCCCCAGUCCAUCACGGUACGAACCAAUAAGAACGGCAUCCCAGACGCCAGACAGGCCUCCAGGACGAUGGUCGCCCAGCCCUACAACCCCAUGGGUAACUCCAACAACUACCUGCACAUCUCUGUGCCUCGCUUUGAGCUCAAGCCAGGGGAGACCCUCAACAUCAACUUUCACCUGCGAGCGGACAACAACCUGCAGAGCAGGAUUCGGUACUACACCUACCUGAUCAUGAACAAGGGGAAGCUGCUGAAGGUAGGACGCCAGGUGCGGGAGCCUGGCCAGGACCUGGUAGUGCUAUCUCUGACUAUCACCACCGACUUCAUCCCCUCCUUCCGCAUUCUGGCCUACUACACGCUGAUAGGUGCAAACGGCCAGAGAGAGAUAGUGGCUGACUCCGUGUGGGUGGAUGUCAAGGACUCCUGCGUGGGCACGCUGGUGGUAAAAAGUGGUGAGAAGGAUGAGAAGUCACAUUUACCAGGACAGCAGACGACCCUUAAGAUAGAAGCUGACACGGGGGCCCGAGUGGGGCUUGUAGCUGUGGACAAGGGUGUGUUUGUGCUGAACAAGAAGAACAAGAUGACUCAGAGUAAGAUCUGGGAUGUGGUGGAGAAGGCAGACAUUGGCUGCACCCCAGGCAGCGGAAAGGACUUUGCUGGCGUCUUCAUGGAUGCAGGCCUGGCUCUUCAGACCAGCAAAGGCCUGCACACUGACCAGAGAACAGAUCCCAAGUGCCCGCAGCCAGUGUCUCGCCGGCGUCGCUCCGUGCAGCUGAUGGAAAAGAGGACAGACAAAGCGGGCCAGUACCAGGACAAGGAGGAGCGCAAGUGCUGCGAGGGCGGCAUGCGGGAGAACCCCAUGGGCUUCACGUGUGAGCACAGGAGCCAGUACGUCCUGGGCGAGGCCUGCAUCAAGGCCUUCCUUGACUGCUGCAACUACAUCACCCAGCUGCGGCUCGAGUACAGCCGGGACAGCCCCCUGGGCCUGGCCAGGAGUGACCUGGAUGAAGAAAUCAUCCCAGAAGAAGACAUCAUUUCCAGAAGUCAGUUCCCCGAGAGCUGGCUGUGGGAAAUAAAGGAAAUCAAAAGCCCAGGGAAGAACGGAAUCUCCACGGAGCAGGUGAGCGUUUUCUUGAAAGACUCCAUCACCACCUGGGAGAUCCUGGCCGUGAGCUUGUCCGACAAGAAAGGGAUCUGUGUCGCUGAACCAUACGAGGUCAGAGUGACUCAAGACUUCUUCAUUGACCUGCGACUGCCGUACUCAGUGGUCCGCAAUGAGCAGGUGGAGAUCCGAGCUGUCCUCUACAACUACCUGAAGAACAAGAUCAAGGUGCGUGCGGAGCUGCUCUACAACCCGGCCUUCUGCAGCCUCGCCACCGCCAAGAAGCGCCACCAGCAGGUCCUGGAGAUCCCGCCGGAGUCCUCUGUGUCCUUACCUUUUGUCCUCGUGCCCCUGAAGAUCGGCUUCCAGGAAGUGGAGGUCAAGGCUGCCGUCUACAACUUUUAUAUCAGCGAUGGUGUCAAGAAGAUCCUCAAGGUCGUGCCAGAAGGAAUCAGAGUCAACAAAACUGUGGCCGUCCGCACACUGGAUCCGGAGAACAAGGGGCAAAAUGGGAUACAGAGAGAGGAGAUCCACGCAAUAGACCUCAGCGACCAGGUUCCAGACACGGAUUUGGAGACAAGGAUCCUCCUACAAGGGACUCCAGUAGCUCAGAUGACGGAGGACGCCAUCGACGGGGAACGGCUGAAGCACCUCAUCGUGACGCCCUCGGGCUGUGGGGAGCAGAACAUGAUUGGCAUCACACCCACUGUCAUCGCCGUGCACUACCUGGACCAGACUGAGCAGUGGGAGAAGUUCGGCCUGGAGAAACGCCAGGAGGCUCUGGAGCUCAUCAAGAAAGGGUACACCCAGCAGCUGGCCUUCAGGCAACCCAACAACGCCUAUGCUGCCUUCCUGAACCGGCCGUCCAGCACCUGGCUGACGGCCUACGUGGUCAAGGUCUUCUCUCUGGCGGCCAACCUCAUCGCCAUCGACUCCGUGGUCCUCUGCGGGGCUGUCAAAUGGCUGAUCCUGGAGAAGCAGAAGCCCGACGGUGUCUUCCAGGAGGAUGGGCCCGUGAUCCACCAAGAAAUGAUUGGUGGCUUCCGGGAUGCGAAGGAGAAAGAUGUCUCGCUCACCGCCUUUGUUCUCAUCGCACUGCUGGAAGCUAGAGAGAUCUGUGAGGGACAGGUCAACAGCCUGGGGGGCAGCAUCAACAAGGCCAGAGACUUCAUUGAAGCCAAUUACGUGAAUCUGAAGAGACCCUACACGGUGGCCAUCGCCGGCUACGCCCUGGCCCUGCUGGGCAAGCUGGAGGGUCAGCAUCUCAACACGUUUCUGAACACAGCCAAAGAUAAGAAUCGCUGGGAGGAGCCUGGUCAGCAGCUGUACAACGUGGAGGCCACAUCCUAUGCCCUUUUGGCCCUGCUGGAAAUCAAAGACUUUGACUUCGUCCCUCCGGUUGUACGUUGGCUCAAUGAGCAGAGAUACUAUGGAGGUGGCUAUGGCUCUACCCAGGCCACCUUCAUGGUGUUCCAAGCUUUGGCUCAGUACCAGAAGGAUGUCCCUGACCACAAGGACUUGAACCUGGACGUGUCUAUCGACUUGCCCAGCCGCAGUGCUCCUCUCAAUUACCGCAUCCUCUGGGAAUCGGCCAGCCUUCAGCGAUCGGAAGAGACCAAGGAGAAUGAGGAUUUCACACUGACAGCAAAAGGAAAAGGCCAAGGCACCUUGUCGGUGGUGACAAUGUACCAUGCCAAGGUCAAAGGCAAAACCUCCUGCAAGAAGUUUGACCUGAGAGUCAGCAUAAGACCAGCCCCUGCCACAGUUAAGAAGCCCGAGGAUGCCCAGAGCACUAUGAUCCUAAACAUCUGUGCCAGGUAUCUGGGAGAUAAGGAUGCCACCAUGUCAAUCCUGGAUAUAUCCAUGAUGACCGGUUUUGCCCCUGACACUUCUGACCUUGACCUGUUGAGCAAAGGUGUGGACAGAUACAUCUCUAAGUAUGAGAUGGACAAGGCCUUGUCCAACAAGAACACCCUCAUCAUCUACCUGGAUAAGGUGUCACACACCAGAGAGGACUGUCUGACCUUCAAAGUUCACCAGUAUUUCAAGGUCGGACUGAUCCAGCCUGGGUCUGUCAAGGUCUAUUCCUACUACAACCUGGAGGAGUCCUGCAUCAAGUUCUACCACCCAGACAAGGAGGACGGCAUGCUGGACAAGCUCUGCCACAAAGACACCUGCCGCUGUGCCGAGGAGAACUGCUUCAUGCACCACACGGAGGAUGAGAUCACCCUGAACUAUCGGCUGGACAAAGCCUGCGAGCCGGGUGUGGACUACGUGUACAAGACCAAGAUGGUGAGGCAGGAGCUGUCUGAUGACUUUGACGACUACAUAAUGGUCAUAGAACAGCUCAUCAAGUCAGGUUCCGACGAGGUCAAGGUGGGAGAUGAGCGCCGUUUCAUCAGUCACAUCAAAUGCAGAGAGGCCCUGAAACUGAAGGAGGGGAAGCACUACCUCAUCUGGGGGGUCUCCUCUGAUCUUUGGGGAGAGAAACCCAACUCCAGCUACAUCAUCGGGAAGGACACGUGGGUGGAGCUGUGGCCAGAGCCUGAUGAAUGCCAGGAUGAGGAGAACAAGCAGCAAUGCGAGGACCUGGGCUCCUUCACAGAGAACAUGAUCGUCUAUGGCUGCCCCAACUGA
Messenger RNA from Elephantulus edwardii (Cape elephant shrew), 4986 nucleotides. It is a transcript of the gene C3, whose product is annotated as complement component 3. Gene Ontology annotation, cellular component: extracellular region. The transcript has 41 exons. Bases 1 to 4986 code for a protein of 1661 amino acids. Gene Ontology annotation, molecular function: endopeptidase inhibitor activity; protein binding. Gene Ontology annotation, biological process: complement activation. Lineage: Eukaryota; Metazoa; Chordata; Mammalia; Macroscelidea; Macroscelididae. The record is from RefSeq and is a predicted model, not a curated record.